Molecule: messenger RNA, 734 nt
Organism: Cantharellus anzutake
Lineage: Eukaryota; Fungi; Basidiomycota; Agaricomycetes; Cantharellales; Hydnaceae
Product: NADH-ubiquinone oxidoreductase 21kDa subunit
Exons: 4
Coding region: 1-525 (174 amino acids)
Biological process (GO): electron transport chain
Source: RefSeq, a predicted model, not a curated record
AUGUCACUGCUUGGCACCGCGACGAGGUCGCUCCGGUGUGGUGCCCCAGUUACUAGGUAUCUCACUGGGCUGCGUUUUGAAUCCACUUCGUCUCACCCUCUGGCAAAAACGGAUUCUUCCUCGUCACAUGAAAUAACGCCCUCUGAGCCCAAAGAACUCAUCACCGCUGAAGUUGUGAGCGGAGCUCCCCAGGAGCUGCAGCACCGUAGUGUUCGGAUCUACCUACCCACUAGGAAUACCAUGCAGUCUGGUGGUGCAAAGGGCGAAAAGUGGAGGAUCGAUUUCGAUACUCCUCAGGGAGCUGGGAGAUGGGAAAAUCCCUUGAUGGGGUGGGCCAGCAGCGCGGACUACGUUCAGGCGUUGAGGAUGCAAUUCAACACCAAAGAAGAUGCCAUCCAUUUCGCUGAGAAGCAAGGCUGGAAUUAUUAUGUCCAACCUCCAACUGUAAAGAGGAUACCGCCCAAGGCUUAUGCCGACAACUUCCUCUACUCGCCGGGAAAGCUUCGUAUAGCACAUACCAAAUAAUUAAUAGAAGCACAUUCUAUAUUUAUAUCAUGGGUUGUAGAGUUGUCGUCGCUCACCUCAGUAUCCAGUUUCCGAGCGCAUCGUCCCCUGCGUCCACUCAAGCACACCCCCGUUGAUAAUUAUCUCGUUUAGUGACACGCACUUCUCCCUGCAAAGCGCAAUGAACUCCUGUCCCCAUAUGGGACCCCUUGCAUCCCACCAAUUGAACG